CCCUCCGGCGGCCCGAAGAGGCGCGGGGCCCGCACCAUGUGUCGCGCGCGGCUCCGCCUCCCGCGGAUUCUCUGCGGCCGCGGUCGGGGGAAUGCUGAAAGCCCGACGGACGCCUGUCCGUGCUGCCCUGUGUCCUGGCUGUUGCGCCGGAAUGAGCUGUGGCCAGAUCUUUUUCUCUGGUCCGGACGAUCAGGAUAGCUCUCAGGGCCCCGCCCCGUGUGGCCUUGCCUGGCUUGCUCGAAUCCUACAACCUCUGCAGGCAGGUUGGCGGGCCGACCCCAGACCCACGUCCCACCACCGGCCAGCGAAGAUCCGGGGAUGGGCAACGCCACCCAGCUCGCUCCAGAGCCAGCAUGGGUCUUGGUGAGGUGGGUGACUCUCCAGGAUGGGAGACAAGCCAAUUUGGGAGCAGAUUGGAUCAAGCUUUAUUCAGCAUUACUACCAGUUAUUUGAUAAUGACAGAACCCAACUAGGCGCAAUUUACAUUGAUGCAUCAUGCCUUACGUGGGAAGGACAGCAGUUCCAGGGGAAAGCUGCCAUUGUGGAGAAGUUGUCUAGCCUUCCCUUCCAGAAAAUCCAGCAUAGUAUCACGGCGCAGGACCAUCAGCCUACACCAGAUAGCUGUAUCAUCAGCAUGGUCGUAGGCCAGCUCAAGGCCGAUGAAGAUCCCAUCAUGGGUUUUCACCAGAUGUUUCUAUUAAAGAACAUCAACGAUGCUUGGGUUUGCACCAAUGACAUGUUCAGGCUUGCCCUGCACAACUUCGGCUGACCUCCACCUGGCCAGAUACUCGCGCUGUUUCCUCCUCCCUCCUCUUCCCAAUACUAUCUCACUCCUCCAGAUGUUCCAAAUAUCAUACACAAACGAGCAGAGCCGAGGUGGGAGUGGGUGCAGCGCGCUUCUGUCACCAGGCGUUGUGCAUGAUGUUUGGAUGCUAGACUAGUUGCAUCUGACAGGAGAAGUUUGUGUUGUACCAGCGCAUGCCUUGGAAAGACUUAAGUAAUGCAAAAGAUUGUCGGUUUUUGUUUUUGUUUUGUUUUUUAAUCUACUGACAAGUUGCUCUAGUAACCCAAAGAAGUGAAGGAGAAAGCAGCUGCCUCACCGCCCAGAUAUUGAUUUGUUCAGAUGUUUCAAUGCCUCAUGAUACAAUAAAACCACAAAAUUUUUCUUAACAGUUUAAA
Molecule: messenger RNA, 1179 nt
Organism: Phodopus roborovskii (desert hamster)
Lineage: Eukaryota; Metazoa; Chordata; Mammalia; Rodentia; Cricetidae
Gene: Nutf2
Product: nuclear transport factor 2
Exons: 5
Coding region: 386-769 (127 amino acids)
Biological process (GO): protein import into nucleus
Cellular component (GO): nuclear pore central transport channel
Source: RefSeq, a predicted model, not a curated record